AUGAGCAAGUACAUCAACUACUUUACAUGGGACUCCAUGAGCCAGCUCAGCUAUUCCAAGUCUAUUGGUAUGUUAGCAGCGGGAAAUGAUCGCUUUGGAAUCAUGGAAGUAUCUACCAAGUCUCUGGACUAUUUUGCAUCGUUGGAUUUACUUCUAGAUAAAAACCCUAUUCACCGUUUGGGGCCUCCUAGUUUUGGGUGGUCCGUGCAAUUCAGCGCAGAGCAGUAUCAAAAGCGCUGUGCCGAGGGGAAACAAGCUCAGAAUGGCUUCGAGGAUUUUCUAGAUCGGUACAUUGAGGCCAAGAGCAAGGUUCCGGACAUCGUAGACGACAAUGUCGCCGAGAUGUACCUGAUCACCAAUCUAGUAGCGGGUAGCGAGACGGUAGCAAGUACCAUUUGCGCGGCAGUCUAUUAUGUGCUGAAAGACAGAGCUGUGUACAACCGUCUGCAGGAAGAGCUUCGUGGAGCUAAUCUAUCUGCACCUCCCCAGUGGAAGGAGGUUCGGAGUCUCCCUUAUCUCGACGCUGUCAUGCGGGAAGCUAUGCGUGUCCAUCCAGGUGUUGGUCUCUUGCUCGAGAGAAUUGUUCCAAAGGGUGGAUUUACGCUACCUGACGGUCGCUUUGUCCCAGAGGGCACCACUGUGGGCAUGAAUCCCUGGGUCAUGAAUCGUGACAGUACCAUUUUCGGGUCUGAGCCUGAUUCAUUCAUGCCUGAGCGGUGGCUUCCGGCCGAGGGCGAAAUUGACGAGGCGUACCAGACUAGAUCCUCGAAGAUGAAAAGUACAGACUUUACCUUUGGUGCAGGACCCCAAGUAUGUCUGGGAAGGCACAUCUCCCAGUUGGAGAGUUACAAAUUUGUUGCGACGCUAUUCACGAACUUUGAUAAUUCAACUUCCGCUUCAUCUGUUAAUUGUUCAAAUCCCCGGGCCGCCCCUCACUCACCCACUCAACCUCCCACCAUCACCCAACCACAUAUCAUCAGUCCUUCCCACUCCAUAAACAACAAUAGAACAUAUACAAGAAGAAUGACCGACACAGCCAUUCAACCAGACCCGGCCCUAACCCAAUUAAAUGGAGGCACCUCGAACCUAAAAAGCAUGGCGCCCCAUCUCCCCUCCCCACAAGCGCAAUGCACCUCCACACCCUCCACACAACAGCCAACAACAUCUUCCUCUCUCUCAGAAAUUAUCGCCCAAUGCCACCACAAAGUGCACACCUUCCUCGCCGAAUCCCACCCCCCUGAUUCCCUCCUUGCCGCCGUCCAACGCCAAACUCGUAUCUCGCUCGACGUCGCCGCAACAGCUCUCUCCCGCUACAGCCUCCCAGAGCUCGCCCUCUCUUAUAAUGGUGGAAAAGACUGUCUGGUCCUCCUGGUGCUCUUCCUCGCCAGUCUGCACCCGCACCCACCACCCGAAAACGGCGGUCUCAAGUCCAUCCCGGCGAUAUAUGCUCUACCGCCGGACCCCUUCCCCACAGUCGAGGAGUUCGUCCAGUGGUCGUCGAAUGCCUACCAUCUUGAUAUUAUAAAGUACACGACGGAGCCGCCGAAGUCGACGCUCAAGUCGAGUUUUGCGCACUACCUAUCCCUCCACCCGAGUGUGAAGGCGAUUUUCGUCGGCACUCGCCGGACGGAUCCCCAUGGCGCUAAGUUGACUCAUUUCGAUCGGACGGAUAGUGGUUGGCCCGAUUUUGUUCGUGUCCACCCUGUGAUUGACUGGCACUAUGCGGAGAUCUGGGCUUUCAUCCGCCAACUGGGCUUAGAAUACUGCCCUCUCUACGACCAGGGAUACACGAGCCUCGGUGGUCAGACAGAUACUCACCCGAAUCCCAAGCUUCGUGUCGACAUUACGGCGGGAAACGAAGCCACUAAACACUACCGACCAGCAUAUGAGUUGACUGAAGACCUGGAGGAGCGGCUGGGGCGCAAUUAA
This is a messenger RNA of Aspergillus bombycis, 1929 nucleotides long. RefSeq names its product FAD synthetase. Gene Ontology annotation, biological process: FAD biosynthetic process. The record is from RefSeq and is a predicted model, not a curated record. NCBI's taxonomy places the organism in Eukaryota, Fungi, Ascomycota, Eurotiomycetes, Eurotiales, Aspergillaceae. Bases 1 to 1929 code for a protein of 642 amino acids. Gene Ontology annotation, molecular function: iron ion binding; heme binding; oxidoreductase activity, acting on paired donors, with incorporation or reduction of molecular oxygen. The transcript is spliced from 4 exons.